UGUCGUUCGGUUCAUCGUAUCGUUCUGCACAGUUAUGCAGUUGCGCUUAUCAGUGCCGUUGAUCGUAGUGGCAUGUUUCAGCAUUGCGGAAGCUGCUUCGUCGCGGUACUCGUACCGUCAACGCCAGUUGUUACGGAAUACGUACAUCUGCUCGUAUCCUCACUUUCCGAACGGACAGAUCAGGAUGAGGUUGAGGGGAAAGAUCCUGAUGUUUGAGUGUAACGAGAGCUAUACGUUGGUCGGUGGAAAAUACAUGUACUGCAGGGAAGGACGCUGGGACGCAAACACUCCGAUAUGCAUUAAGCCUGGUUGUGACGAUUUUCCGGCUGUUCCCAAUGGAUUCAUCUUCUACGAGAAGCUGAAAGCGGCAGCGACUCUAUUCUGCAACAGUGACUACCAAGCGGCAGGAUCGUCGUACAGUUACUGCAACGGUACGCACUGGGAUCGUGCGAUAGGUAACUGUCGAAAGACGGGACUAGCGGUGCAGACUAGCUGCGACUUUGAAGUAGACGAUUGGUGCGGCUGGACAAGUGAGGCUACCCAUGAGUACGGCUGGAGAAGAAGUUCAGGGAUCGUUUCGAAGCGUACGCUGAAAACUGGACCUAAGCACGAUCAUACUACGGGGAAAGAGCUGGAUGGACACUUCCUGAUGGUUGAUUCAUCCGAACAGCUUACGAACUCAACAACUCGUCUGAUCUCUCCGAUCUACACUGCCAACUAUAGUGCGAAUGCAUGCUUUCAGUUCUUCUAUCACAUGCACGGUGACUCAGUAGGCAGUAUGAGCGUGUACGUCAAGCCGCUAUCAAAGUGGUGGGCCGAUGUGAUCGCAGCGGGCGCCCAGUUCUCCGUUAACGGUAGCCAAGGUAACGCGUGGAAUGAGGGCUUCUUUGAUCUGCCGCAACAGACGGAUAGUUUCCAAAUAGUGUUCGAGGCAUCGCUUGGGAUGCGUUUCAGAAGCGAUAUGGCGCUCGAUGACGUUAGCCUAUUGAGUGGUGCGGACUGCAACGUAGUAACGGGAACCGACGUGUCGCCUACUGUGGUGGAUGAAGAGGAGGGUUCUAAGAUCGAUUCAUGUGAGAACCGCUGUGAACAAACGCUUGAACAGUCAUACCUAACGAUGAACGUUAUUCACUGCGGUUGUAACUCCGAUUGUAUUUCGAAUAGUUCGUGCUGUCCGGACUACAUAGAGCUGUGCGUGUUCACCAAUACCGAAAUUACCUACGUAGAACUUGGAACAGCAUUAAAAAUUUCGGAAGGCUCUUCAGCAGUGGCCACCACACUUAUUCUAGCAUUACUCGUUUUAGUUCUAGGUUUUGGAAUCGUUUUCGUUCUGUUGCGUAAUAAUGGCUUCUCGGAACAAAUUUAUGCCUGGAGAAUGAGAUCGUUCAGAUUUGGAACUCGUAGUACAGGAUUGGUGGAAGAUCUACAAUUCCUAGCAACAAAUGAACAACAGCAAUUCAGUAAUUCCCAAGGAGCAGAUGGAGCAGAAGCUCGUGCCACGAGAAAAUCGUAAAUUUACUCGUUAUCAAAUCACACGUUUUUGACUUGAUGAAUUGAUGAGAAAUAAACU
This is a messenger RNA of Culex quinquefasciatus (southern house mosquito), 1570 nucleotides long. Its product is annotated as MAM and LDL-receptor class A domain-containing protein 1. The coding region runs from base 35 to 1513 and encodes 492 amino acids. The transcript has 4 exons. The record is from RefSeq and is a predicted model, not a curated record. Gene Ontology annotation, cellular component: membrane. NCBI's taxonomy places the organism in Eukaryota, Metazoa, Arthropoda, Insecta, Diptera, Culicidae.